AUGAAGAAAGAAAAACAAAACUUCAGAUUCCAAAUCCAAAAGAACAAGAUGGUUGCUGGCGACCGAAUUGCAGAAUUGAAUCGCAAGCAUCGCGAGGCUGAAAGGCAAGAAAGAGUAAUACAAGAAUUGCUGCGAACUCUGCAUGAAAAACUUGAACGUAUUCAGCAGAGCCUGAGAAAUCAAUUAAAUUUGUUGCGAGCAACUUUGGACAACUUUCCGGGAGAUGAAGAAGAGCAGCAAGACGAUGAAGGAGCUUAAGAUGCAGAGAAAAUCUUUUAAAAACCUUCGUUAGAAAGAAUUGAAGAUAUUUCUUUCAACAUUAGAGAACAAAAAUAAUUAAAUUGAGCAAUUUGAAUUUCUCUCCCGUCUUUGUUUUAUGUCUUACUUGAUGUUUUAUAUGCAACCAAACUGUUCACAGGUGAUAAAAUGACAUUGGUUUAUUUACUAAUGUUUAAAUAUUGUUUCAUUACUUUGAUUUUACUAAUUUACUGUCUCAUUUACAAGCAAGUUUAUUAUCACAUUCAUAACCUGUUUUCAAAAGUAAGUAAUUCUGGAGAUAUACUCUCCUUGUUUCAAAUAAAAAUACAAAUGAUUUCUAUGAUACAAUUGUCAAAAAGGGAUUUUCAAUUUAUUGUAAUAAUAUUUGCUCAAUAAAAAAUUAUGCAUUAUUUUUCUUGAAUGAUUCUCUUAGCAGUACUUCUCAUACAA
This is a messenger RNA of Gryllus bimaculatus (two-spotted cricket), 708 nucleotides long. The record is from the annotation of a GenBank genome assembly. NCBI's taxonomy places the organism in Eukaryota, Metazoa, Arthropoda, Insecta, Orthoptera, Gryllidae.